GAGAGAGAGAGGGAGGGAGGGAGGGAGAAGAAACGGGGUGUUGCCGCCUCUGAGACUCACUCGAGCAUCACAGAGUAGCAGCAGCACGGUGAGGACGGAGCAUCCCUCCAUAUCCUUCUCUCUGGGGAAAACAAGGCGGCUUUAUUCCAUUAUUGAAGACGUACAGAACCCUUUACAUUAUUAAACCGAAUCAAAGCCGAGAUAUUGUGGAGAUACGCCGCAGCGUCGUCAUCGGGAGAGAUAGUUCACCGCCGGAGAGAAGAGAGAGAGAGAGAGAGAGAGAGAGAGAGAGAGAGAGCUUGGUGUGAACGCAGAAGGGACCGUUUCAGCACCUUGGACAGCGAACAUGGCUCCAAUGGUGGAGGAAGGAGCUCAGCUCGUGGCAGUGCCAGUAGGUGUCGCUGUGGUGAGCGUCUUCGGCCUCGUCUUCACUGUGUCGGCCUUUGCGUGGAUCUGUUGCCAGCGCAAAAACGGCAAAUCCCAGAAGACGCCCCCCUACAAGUUUGUGCACAUGCUCAAAGGGGUCGACAUCUACCCGGAGAGCCUCAGCGGCAAGAAGAAGUUUGCCGCGCCCGCCGCAACAACUAACGACGCCGGUAAAACCGAUGUUAACGGAAACUGCCACACUGUGUCGCCGAUGAGUCCGACCGGCACUGGUAAGCUGGCGACGAGUCCGAACGGUUCUAGACCGGCUCUGCAUCUGGAUCUGGAGAAACGGGAUCUGAAUGGCAACUUCACCACCAAACCGUUUCAUCACCACCACCAGAAGGUGCGCAGUUCCCCUGACCUGGAGCUGCCCUCUCCCCACGCGGGGUUCACCCAACCUGGGGUGAUGGACCGCCGGGACCUCCCUUCACCAUCCAGCGCCCUCUCCAGCCAGGCGCCCACCCCAGCUGUGGACAAGCCCCAGGGAGAGGAGAGGGAGGGCGGACUAGGGACCCUUCACUUCUCCCUGGAAUACCAGCCAGAGAGGAAGGCAUUCAUUGUCCACAUCAAGGAAGCCCACGGCCUGACCCCCACCGAUGAGCAGUCGCUGACCUCCGACCCUUACAUCAAGCUGACCCUGCUGCCGGAGAAAAAGCACCGGGUGAAGACCAGAGUCCUGAGGAAGACUCUGGACCCCGCCUUUGACGAGACCUUCAGCUUCUACGGGAUCCCUCUGGCCCGAGUGUCGGAGUUGGCCCUCCACUUCAUGGUGCUGAGCUUCGACAGGUUCUCCCGCGAUGAGGUCAUUGGAGAGACCCUUGUACCCUUGUCUGGGAUCGACUUGUCGGAGGGGCGCGUCCUGAUGAGCCGAGAGAUCAUCAAGAAGAAUAUCAAGAAGUCCUCAGGCCGAGGCGAGCUGCUGCUCUCCCUGUGCUACCAGUCCACCACCAACACUCUGACCGUGGUCGUCCUCAAAGCUCGCCAUCUGCCCAAGACUGAAAACAACGGACCCACAGAUCCGUACGUCAAGGUGAACAUGUACCAAGGGAAGAAGCGCGUGUGCAAGAAGAAGACCCACGUGAAGAAGUGCUCCCCCAACCCGGUCUUCAACGAGCUCUUUGUCUUUGAUCUGCCCUCCGACGAGGGCCUGAGGGACACCAGCGUGGAGCUGCUGCUGAUGGACUCCGAUACGGGCAACUCGCGCUGCCCCAACACUGUCCUCGGGCGCCUGGUGCUGGGCACGUCGGUGGCGGGCACGCCCGGCGAGCACUGGAGGGAGAUCUGCGACCACCCGCGUCGCCAGAUCGCCAAGUGGCACGGCCUGUCGGAGGAUUAGAACGCCGGGGUGGGGUGUGUUGGUGGAUUCUGUCGUCAAUGUCCGAGUCCGAUCUGGUCCAACCAAGGGGAGAUAUGGAGUGAGGAUGGGCGGGAUUUUUACCGUCCUGCUAGCCAGUACCCAUUGGACUUUCAGUGAGGGCGGGUGGGAAGCAAGGGGGUGGGGGGGGCUUUGGUGUUUGUGGGGAGGGCCAUUUGAAGUGAUGUCAUCAUUCAAUCAAUCAUUCAAUCACUUAUCUUUGAAGUUAUCGGGGUUCAGCGGGGGAGGGCGGGGCAUGACAAAGGGAACCCCAUAGCUUGAAAUGAUCCCAAAGACUGUCACCGAAAAUCACCUGGUAACAUGCAACACCAUCUCCAUGGCAACAACCAGUCGUCACUGUAACCGUGUGCAGUGCAGAAUGUCUUAAAUGUCGCUAUUACUCUUCUUCUUUUCUUCCUCUGCUCCCUCUUCUUCUUCUUCUUCUUCUUCUCUUUCUUCGGCUCUUCCUCCUAUAAAUAGUAACCUAAUCCAUCGUACGAAAACCAGAAUGAACCGCAUCUGACAACGCUGUAAAAAAUGUGGAUUAUUAAAAGUUUAUUUUAUAACGACAA
Molecule: messenger RNA, 2352 nt
Organism: Sebastes umbrosus (honeycomb rockfish)
Lineage: Eukaryota; Metazoa; Chordata; Actinopteri; Perciformes; Sebastidae
Gene: syt4
Product: synaptotagmin IV
Exons: 5
Coding region: 347-1762 (471 amino acids)
Biological process (GO): regulation of dopamine secretion; calcium-ion regulated exocytosis; cellular response to calcium ion
Cellular component (GO): membrane; axon; synapse
Molecular function (GO): SNARE binding; calcium-dependent phospholipid binding; clathrin binding
Source: RefSeq, a predicted model, not a curated record